GCAUGGAAGAGAAUGGCAGAGGAGGGGCGAUGGCGCUGAUGGAAUCCCGGCCUCGGGACCAACAGCAGAAGGAGGAGGGCGAGGAUCGCGAUGGCGAGGGUGAAUUCCUGGCGACGGACGAGGAGCAGAUCCUGGCUCGCGUCGCCGCGAAUCAUCUCUUCCUAGGUCAGUUUGAGGCGUUCCGGGCAGCGAUCAAGACUCUGUCCGACAAGAAUGCGAUGGCCGCGAUCGCAUUGCUGCGGGCCGUGGUGGUUGUCGGUGGCCGCAUGCCAGGUGUUUUGGUGGAAUCGCCAGCGCAGCUCGCAUGGAUGUGUGUUUUGGAGUUGGAAGAACUGGACGGGACUUCCAUUGCCGGCAUCGAGCUCGUCAGGGAAUUGGUGGAAAUGCUCCUCCUGCUGGAGAUGCUAGAAGGGAAAAUCACUCUGGAUGGUGCUGGGAAAAGGGAGAUAGGUGAUGGAACUUUAGGAUCGAGUAGUAGUAAGGCACAGGGCAGUGGUGUCGACGCGACGGGAGAGUGUGUAGAUAGUGAAGCGGCGAGUCGAGUGAUAGACGCGGGGUUUUCGCACGAUAUCACCUUUUUUUUCCUCGGACGAUUGGAGGGGCUGCUUGGUUCUUCGCAGCAGGGCCGUGUAAAUUCUGGUUUUAGCGCAGAGCAGCUGGAGAAGUUGGAGAGCUGGGUCGAGUGUUACACCGUCGCUCAGCCUGAGACGAUGGCUGCGAUUUGUAGAAAUAUUCGAAGGCAGAGCGAGCUUGAUGAGGAGUUCCGCGGGGAUGGUUUCGGUUUUAUCUUUCUUCAGCAGGUGCAGCUUGUUCAUUUGAAGCGCAUCAAAGAGUUUGUCGAUCGAGGGGAAUUAGAAAAAGGGAUUUCCCACUUGAAGUACCUGGACGAGCGUUGUGGAGUCCCGGAGGCUGACUUCAGCGAAGUUGUAUCGCUACUAGGUGACCGGUGCGUUGUGGCUGACAACAAAAGGCUGUUCUCCUUGGCUUAUGAAGGCAUUCUUUCUUCUGGUAGCACCCGAUUGCUAAGUGUGUUGGAGGCUUCCCAGGAUAAGCCUAUUCAGGCUGAACAGGAAGUUCAAGGUGUUAUUCCACGUCCAUUUUGGAGUUUGCAUCAGCAACGUGAAGCCUUGCAGCAACAGAAUGUGUCAACGGUCGAGACAGUAUUGCGGGAGUUCAUGCGAAACGCUUUUCAUCAUUCUCGGGCGAAAGGAGAGCACGUCCUUGAGACAGCUACGAAGAUUGCUCUGGAUGCCAUCAGGACGUCUCAACUCGAGCUUGCGGCAGAUGUUCUUGUUCCGUUUCCUAGGCUUCGCCCAUUAGUUGCGGCCAUGGGUUGGAACCUCUUGACGUGCAACACAACCGGCCGUCGUAAUAUGAUGGAAAUUCUUUGGUAUUCGGAAUCGAAACUCGGUAAAGGCUUUCCUACCUCAGGAAAGCUUGUCCAUGAAGUUUCGUGCAUUGAAGACCUGUGUGAUCGACUUUGCUACAACUUGGAAGUAGCGUAUUUUGUAGCACAAGUAAAAUCCGGCUCAAGAAAUGAGUUUGAAGGGCCUCGCUUGCUAAAGAGUGAAUCAACAGUACCGUCGGACAGUUUUGCAGAAAAUCUUGUUCUUGAACGUCUUGCUGAUGAGUCCCCUCUUCGUGUUAUCUUCGAUAUGAUACCGAAUCUAAGAUUGCGAGAUGCGGUAAAUUUGUUGAAACUUCAGCCGGUUUCUUCAUCUCUGGAUUUGAUGCAUAGGCAUAAUGAUUUGGAACUUCUAUAUAUGCAUUAUGCUCUUCAGGCUACAGCAGUAGCAAUGAUAGCAGUGACAGCAGAAGAUAAAAUUAAGACGGCGGGCUUGACAUCGUUGAGUGAGCUUCAGCAACAUCUCGAAGCGAUAAAAACUCCAGUCCGCCGACUCUGGAUGCUCGGUAUGAUCGUCACAUUCCUUCAAAUGGAGGAGGAGCACGUUUUGGAAGACAUGCCUAUUGAGGAGGCUUUACAGUCGCUAGACACUUCUCAACGAUUAAUUGAGGACCGUGAACAACCUGUCAUGCUUUUUGUGAGGCGCACGCUGGAAAUACUGCAUCGCUAUCUCCCUCCCUCGGGUUUCAGUUUGGCUUAUGGGAAAGCCAAACUUGAUCCGGAAUGGAGGGAGUGCUGGGAGAACGAGCGCCUCAAAAUAAGCCGUUUUGUCGAGGACUGGAACUGGCGCUUGCUAGUGGUUGAAAGACUGAUUUUGCGUCCUGAAGAACAACUGUCGUGGAAAUCAGCUCUUGGUAUUCUUCACUCCGCACCUCUUUCACUGCUAAACAUGUGCAUUUUGAGAUCUGAAUAUGACUUAGCUAAGGAUGCAGUCCAGCGGUACUCGCUUACGCUUGAAAAUAAUGUGCUACUGCAUUUGGCUGAAUGGCUUCAUAAUGCUGCUGGGGAAAAAAAGGGUCCAGAAGAAUUACAACGCUUUACUCGUUCAUUGGCGCCAGAGUCAAGUUGUGUAACUUGUUUGGAUGUUGCUGCAACGCGCACAUCAUCUAUUGAGACCUCCAUGCUGCUUUUGGAAGAAUCACGAUCGUUGGUAUCUGAGGCCACACAUGAGCAGCAUUUCGUACCACUUUUCAAGCGUGUUCUUCAAAGGUUUUACGAGUUGCUGGAACAGGGUCAUAAUCAACCCCUUCCUGUUCUUCUCUCUGGCACUAGUGCUUUUUCUGGCUCCGAAAGCCUGCGCCAGGGAUCAAAGCAGCGGGCCUUGACCAUGUUACAUCAGAUAAUCGACGAUGCACAUAAUGGGAAAGGCCAGUUUUUAAGUGGCAAGCUUCACAACCUUGUAAAGGCCUUAGCGGAUGAGGAGCACGAGGAUCCUGCCUCGAGGCUGUUAUUUUAUCGAAAGCAGCAGGAGAAUGGUUUCGCACUUGGUCUGGGAUUUCGUCCUUUAUUAUUGAGGACACAUGAAACAGCCGGAAGCACUGACGAGGCCUUACAUCAAAGGCCGAUAGGAAGGAGAUAUUUGGGACCGUUGCUGAACAAGCCUAUGGCUUACUUGUCCGCGUUCAUCCUCUAUGUGGCAACCAUUGGAGAUAUUGUCGACGGUGUGGAUACAACUCACGACUUCAACUUUUUCUCGCUUUUGUACGAGAGUCCGGGUGAUUUGCUAACUCGACUAGCAUUUGAGAGGCGCAGCACGGAUGGAGCUGCUAAAGUUGCUGAAGUGAUGGGAAUAGAUUUGGUGCAUCAAGUAAUUUCUGCUUGUGUGUCGCCAGUUCUUCCUCCCAGCGCAUCAACAAUUUCUCAGCACCCAUCCCAUGAGCUGGACUUGGACACCAUUAAGUUCUUGAGUACACUCUCCCCCGUGCGAACUAUCCUGGCAUGUGUAUUUGGUAACAAGGACUCGAAAAUUGGAAAUGAUUUUGCUGUCGAGCAAGCAGAAAGGUUUCCUUCAUUGCAAAGAUGGAUUCAAAUGCAAGCGAAUUUGCAAACACUUCGUGACUCAUCUAUUCUGUCACCUAAGGAGGCUCUUGUACAGAAGGAAACAAGUCCGAGACGCUGUAAACUCAAGCGCGCUAGAGAUUCUGAACUAUUAGCCGAUGAAGACGAUCAUGACGAAAGAAAGCAGGCCGAAACUGACACACAAGCGGAAAUUCCAGCUGAAGGUGCUGUCAUCAAAGAACAAUCUAUUCCUGCUAAUCACGUUUGGGAAGAUGAAUAUCCAUAUCACGAGGCUGUGGAGAGCUUAAUCAAGAAUGGGAAGCUUGUAGACGCGUUAACUUUUGCCGAUCGAUGGCUAAAAGCUGGAGCUCCGGACAAACUCUUGCAACUUCUUAUCGAAAGAGGUGAAGAUAGCGCUCCGAGCUCUAGUCAUUUGAGCCUCCACCAUAACUUGUGGAACAGUAGCUGGCAAUACUGUAUACGUCUGAAGGACAAACGCCUAGCAGCGACGCUUGCUCUCAAGUACUUGCAUCGUUGGGAGCUGGAUGCGGCUAUCGACGUGUUGACCAUGUGUAGCUGCCAUUUGCCCACUGAUGAUGUUCUUUAUGAAGAGGUCAUUCGGGUUAAAAAGCAUCUGCAACAGUACCGCCAAAUAUUGCGAGAAGACGUCAAGUUUGAGAACUGGCAAGAGGUUGAGUCCUUAUGUGAUAGAGAUCCCGAGGGCCUAGCUUUGAGGCUUGCUGGCAAAGGAGCUGUUACUGCAGCGCUAGAUAUUGCUGAGUCCUUCAAACUUUCAGAUGACUUACGGAGGGAGCUCCAAGGUCGGCAGCUAGUGAAGCUACUUACAGCAGAUCCCAUAAGUGGUGGAGGUCCAGCUGAGGCUAUCAGGUUUCUCGGUUCACUGAACAACCCCGAGGACGCAUUGCCGGUUGCAAUGGCUGCGAUGGAGCAGCUACCAAAUUUGCAUUCUAAACAGCUUCUGGUACACUUUCUUUUGAAACGGCAGAUUGGCGUUCUCUCGGAAGAAGAGCACGACAGGAUGGAUCGACUGGCAUUGGGCCUCAAAAUGCUUGGUGCACUUCCCUUACCUUGGCAACAACGAUGCGUAGGCUUACACGAACAUCCGCAGCUUAUACUAGAGACACUCCUUAUGUGGAAGCAAUUCCAGGCAGCGUCACAGCUUUUGAAUGCUUUUCCAUCGUUGCGCAAUGACAAACUCAUAAUCACAUACGCUUCAAAAGCUGUAUAUGUUGCACCUGCAUCUCCCGAACGGCAAACACAUUAUCUUCCAAUCAAGCCGGCCUCUGGGAACAAAAAUGGCAAUAACCGAAGAUUCACCUGGACACCGAGAGACGCGAGGAAUAAAAUCGAUGGUACCCGAAAGAGAAAAAGUACCCUUCCACCAUCACAGAAGGCCGCUUGGGAAGCUAUGGCUGGGUAUCAGGAGGAUAGACCAAUUGGACUCGGACCGGAAGGUUAUGAGAAGCUUGCACCUCUAACUAUGACAGAUGGAGUUCUCUCUGGUGAUCCUGUCAAAGACGAAGCCGUUCGUAGCUUUCAUAAGUACGACAGUGCACCUAGUUUUGUCUUGUUCAAGGCACUUCUGUCUCUUUGUUUUGAUCAAGCAAGUGCUGCCAAGUCUGCGGUUGAACUGGCCGUUUCUCAAGUCCAGAGUAUUCUCAGUGCAGACUGCUUACCAGCUGGAGCGAGCUCGGAAGCAAUUGAAAGAGCAUUUCAUGCAGCGGGAACUUUUGUCCAGGUACUACUGGAUGCUAGAACUCAGCUUCAUAAACUCUUGGGCAACAAAGAAGCACCGAGCCAGGAAAUUCCAGAUACUGUUUCAGAGUCCGGUACUGACAGUCAGUCUGCGACCAGUCUCACGAAACUAUUGUCAGAAGCUGACAUAUGGUUAAACCGGGUGGAACUGCUACACUUUUUACUCGGUUCUGGUGUCACUGCCUCUGUAGGCGAUGUGGCAGACGAAACCUCGGCGCUUCUCCUUCGUGACCGUUUGAUCCAGGAGGAGCGAUAUGGUAUGGCCGUAUACACAUGCACGAAAUGCAAGAUCGACGUUUUUCCGGUUUGGGAAGCAUGGGGUUACGCACUACUUCGGAUAGAACAUUAUGCGCAAGCCAGGCUAAAGUUCAAGAAAGCAUUUCAAUUAUACAAGGAAGAUUCAUCCAAGAUUGUUCAGAGAAUAGUUGACAAUGUGGAGGCAUGCCCUGCUGCUGAUGUCCAUGCUGCACGUUCUCUGUACGUUCACAUGGCGAAGAGCGCUUCAAGCUCAUCGGAUGACUCGCUUUCCGCAGACUCAUAUUUGAACGUUCUUUACAUACCAACAUUCACAAGAGCUGAUCGAUCCAGGAGGACUACGGAAGAGGCGUCAGAGCGACUUUCUUAUUUUAAUGCGGACGAGAUUUCGGUUCCUUUGAGCAACUUGGAUAAUGUCCGUUUCGAGGAAUGCAAGUACUACUUGGACGAGUAUGGUCGUUCGCUGCUUCUUGGCUUCAUGUUUCGACAUGGUCGUUAUCGUGAAGCUUGUUCGCUAUUCUUCCCUGUGGGUACUCUUCCUCCAAUUCCUGCAAACUUAUCAUCUGGAAGCGUCACAAGCUUGACAACAGAAUAUGGAACAGUGGACGAUUUAUGUGACUUAUGUGUUGGAUACGGAGCUAUCCCGAUUUUGGAGCAUGUGAUAGAGACUCGGAUUUCUUCUGCUAGCAGCGAAGAUACUCAAGUUUCGCAACAUACAUUUGCAGCUCUGACUCGCAUAUGCUUUUAUUUCGAGACACACCGGCAUUUCAACCAUCUUUACCGGUUCCAGGUUUUGAAGAAAGACUACAUUGCAGCCGGUUUGUGCUGCAUCCAGCUCUUUUUAAACUCUGCAACACAAGACCAAGCUCUUCGAAAUCUUGAGCGUGCUAAGGGUCAUUUUGAGGAAGGGCUCCUUGCUCGUCAGCAAGCGAUUGAGAACGUGAAGUCGGCUGCAAAGGCUUCUCGUGGAAAGAGUCCAUCUGAAAAGCUGACUGACGAGGACUUGAUAAAAUUUUCUGCACGUUUGUCUGUUCAGAUGGAAGUGGUGAAAUGCUUCAGCGACGCGGACGGCCCUCCAUGGAAACGCUCUCUUUUUGGAAAUCCUAAUGACAACGAUACUUUCAAACGAAGGUGCGAAGUGGCUGAGGCGCUUGUGGAGAAAAACUUUGACUUGGCAUUUCAAAUAAUCUAUGACUUCGGACUUCCUGCUGUCUACAUAUAUGCUGGUGUAGCUGCUGCGUUGGCAGAGAAACGCAAGUACAAUAACUUGGUAGACCUGCUACGAAACAUCAAAGGAACGAUCGACAACGAGGACCUCGACCAGAUAAUUGGAGCGGCCAUUUCGGUCUAUGCCAACAGGCACCGUGAGAGGCCCGACAGGCUUAUUGAGAUGUUGUCGAGUACUCACAGGAAAGUCUUGGCGUGUGUCAUGUGUGGACGUUUGAAAACGGCAUUCCAGAUCGCCUCUCGCAGCAACAACAUUGGAGAUGUUGAAUGGGUUCGGCAACAGGCUCGAAUGACUGGCGCAUUGCCAGUCGAAGACAUGUGCAAGCAGUGGCUUGCGCGUGCAUCCUGAUCAUCAGUUUGGCUUUUGUAAGUUUUGGCAUGUAUCAUAUCGCACCGGUUUGUAAAUUCGACACACAAUACUCUCAA
Selaginella moellendorffii is the source of this 7087-nucleotide messenger RNA. RefSeq lists its product as uncharacterized. NCBI's taxonomy places the organism in Eukaryota, Viridiplantae, Streptophyta, Lycopodiopsida, Selaginellales, Selaginellaceae. Bases 3 to 7010 code for a protein of 2335 amino acids. The transcript is spliced from 36 exons. The record is from RefSeq and is a predicted model, not a curated record.